Colossoma macropomum (tambaqui) is the source of this 3466-nucleotide messenger RNA. It is a transcript of the gene sarm1, whose product is annotated as sterile alpha and TIR motif containing 1. The coding region runs from base 692 to 2842 and encodes 716 amino acids. The transcript has 8 exons. NCBI's taxonomy places the organism in Eukaryota, Metazoa, Chordata, Actinopteri, Characiformes, Serrasalmidae. Gene Ontology annotation, biological process: negative regulation of MyD88-independent toll-like receptor signaling pathway; response to axon injury; signal transduction. Gene Ontology annotation, molecular function: NAD+ nucleosidase activity; protein binding; signaling adaptor activity. Gene Ontology annotation, cellular component: dendrite. The record is from RefSeq and is a predicted model, not a curated record.
GGAUGCUCGGAGGAUGCAGAGAGGGAAGCAGCAGAGGAAACAAAGCAGAGCCUUGACUUUAUUUUGAACAAGAAACCUGACACUUACCGAGAAAUAAAGGAGAGCUAAGGCGGACUUUCUCCAAACGGCGACAAAGAGCUGCUUUGUGGCUGGAAGGCAGACAGUAGGAGGAAAACAGCGGUCUUUGUUCGCAUAAACAUAAACACGGUCCGUUAGAGGCAGCCUGCUGUAGGUUGUUUUAGAUUAACUCGUGCUAUGCUAGGUUUUGUGUGUCAUUCUGUUGGAUUAUAGGCCAACUAUAGCUGCAUUUUUUUAAAUGAGCUUUUGUUAACUUGGUUAUUCCACAUACAGUCGAACUCCACAGGCCUCUGAGGAGGAAUCAGUGGGAGUCUUCGAGCGGCUCCAGCCUGCUAAAAUUAGCCUAGCCAAGGUCCUGAAGUAAGUAAGUGGUCAUUCGUUUGUUUUCCGUCAGUGAUUUAACCGGGUGAUGCAAGAUGGAGAAAGCCACUGUCACUGCUGAAUAACACUGCUCUGCUGUCAACCUGCCGCCCCCAUCACCCAGGAACACACAGGUUUUAACCACACACCACAUCAGAGGUUGCCCUUCAUUUGCAGCUGAACGCAAACAGCACAGCUACUGAUUCUCACCCAGCUGCCCACUUUUGUUUCUCUGAUGAGAAGCGUUUGGUAGAUGUUCUUGUUUUUCGUCGUUUGUUUCAGUAAAGUCUGCCGACUCUUCUCCAUGUUCAGCUCAGAGAGACUCACUGUCCCCGACUAUGUCAGCCGGCUGCAACCCCGCAGGGCGGGCUCCGAGCCCAAGGCUGUUUCUCCAGGUGUCCAGGCCGAGGUCCAGGGUGUCCUGGACGACUCUCUGCCGGCCCUGCGGGCUGCAAUGAGAACCCUGAGGUCUGCCAAAGAUACAGGGGAGCUGGGGGAGACCCGCAGAGCCAUUGCUGAAACUUUUCAGCUCGUGGAAGAGGCCUGGGUUUUGCCCACAGUUGGGCGACAAGUAGCAGAAGAAAUCUGCAACAGAAUACGGCUGGAUGGAGGGCUGGAGCUGCUCUUGCAGCUGCUGCAGACGCCUGCUGUGGAAAUCAAAUACGAGUCAGCCAAGCUGCUCGAGCAGAUACUCAUAUCAGAAAACAGAGACUAUGUGGCACGUAUGGGCCUUGGGGUGAUCCUGAACCUGACCCGUGAGCUGGAGGAUGCCCAGCUGGCACGUAGCAUUUCGGGCAUCCUGGAACACAUGUUCAAACACACGGAGGAGACUUCCACCCAACUUAUCAGCAAUGGAGCACUGGACGCCCUGCUGUUCUGGUGCCGGGGCACGGACCCCACCGUCCUGCGCCACUGCGCCGUGGCAUUGGCCAACUGUGCCAUGUAUGGUGGCCAUUGCUGUCAGCGGCUGAUGAUCGAGAAGCAGGCAGCCGAGUGGCUCUUCCCACUGGCCUUCUCCAAAGAGGACGAGCUGAUCCGCUUCUGUGCCUGUCUGGCCGUGGCUGUGCUGGCCGCUAACAGGGAGGUGGAAAAAGAAGUGGUGAAGUCUGGCACGCUGGAGCUGGUCGAACCCUUCAUCGCCUCACUCGACCCUGAUGAAUUUGCACGCAGCCUGCAGGACAGUGCGGACAGCGUGCAGGGUCGAACCGCUGCUGACCUGCAGCACCUCCUGCCCCUGCUAGACGGUACAAGACUGGAGGGGAAUUGCAUCGCUGCUUUCUACCUCUGUGUGGAAACCAGCAUCAAAUCACGUCAGCGUAACACCAAGAUAUUCCAGGAGAUUGGGGCUGUGCAGAGUCUAAAGAGAAUUGUCAUGUACUCAAGUAAUGCUACCACACUCUCUCUGGCGAAGAGGGCCCUGACCAUGAUGGGUGAGGAUGUUCCACGCCGCAUACUGUCCUCUGUGCCCAACUGGAAAACUGGGGAGGUGCAGAGGUGGCUGCAGCAGAUUGGCUUCAGUGCCUUUUGUGAUCGGUUCCAGGAGCUGCAGGUGGAUGGAGACCUUCUACUCAACAUCUCAGAAGAAGAUCUGAUUCAUGACCUGGGCAUGACCUCCGGGCUCACCCGCAAAAGGUUUCUGCGAGACCUGCGGGUGCUGAAGACCUAUGCCAAUUACUCCAUGUGUGACCCCAAUAACCUAGCUGAUUGGCUGGCAGAUAUCGACCCCCGUUUCCGUCAGUAUACUUAUGGCAUGGUGCAGUCUGGUGUGGACCGCAACAACAUCCUGCAGAUAACAGAUCAGCAGCUGCAGUUGGACUGCCGUAUGGAGAACGGAAUCCAUCGAGCGCAGAUCCUUGCGGCUGCACGCCGGCCUGCCAGGCCCUGCCUGACCGACUCACAGCCUGCAGGCCCAGACGUGUUCAUCAGCUAUCGCCGCACCACUGGCUCUCAACUUGCCAGUCUGCUGAAGGUGCACUUGCAGGUGCGUGGCUUCAGCGUCUUCAUCGAUGUAGAAAAGCUAGAGGCGGGCAAGUUCGAGGAGAAGCUGAUAAGCAGCGUGCAGCGAGCGCGUAACUUCAUCCUGGUCUUGUCAGCCAAUGCUCUGGACAAAUGCAUGGGUGACACAGCCAUGAAAGACUGGGUGCAUAAGGAGAUUGUCACUGCUCUCAGUGGGAAGAAGAACAUCGUUCCCGUCACUGACAACUUUGUAUGGCCUGAUCCCAGCUCUCUGCCUGAGGACAUGCGUACCAUUCUUACAUUUAAUGGCAUCAAAUGGUCCCACGAGUAUCAGGAAGCUACUAUAGAAAAGAUUCUGCGCUUCCUAAAAGGACAUCCUGGUCAGGAGCAGCUGGACAGCUCCAAGAGCCACAAGGAACCACAGAGCAAUCCUGCUAAGAGUCACUAAUGCUGAGCUGUCUCACUGAUUGCAUGCAAACCAUCGAAUAUGAAUAAUUUAUUCAGAAUGAACAGAUAAUGUGUUAUAAACAGAUAUGAAUAACAGUAUGAAUAGGUGGUGCACUAUUUCUUUUCAUUUCUUUAUUAUUAUUAUUUUUUAGCAUUAGCCUUAUUAAUCCCCAAAAUAAUCCCAUGGUUCUCUACUGAAAUGGGCCAAAAUUCAGAAAGUCUGCAAAGUAGCAAAAUACACAUCACAUUAUUUAAAAGGGAACAGCAGCCUUUCAGUAUGUGUUGCAGGCUUCAUGCACAUACUGCUGUCUGGUUGAGUGAGCUACUCACUUCACAGAUUUAUGACUAGAGCAUAGCUUCAGUUUUACAUUUGUAAGUUAAAACGUCUAAUUUUGAAUUCCCAGCAGGGCGACGUACAGCCUAUACAGAACAGCCACAAUGUGUAGGUCACCAUAUCCCUACUGCAGUCUGAACAAAAACAGUCUUAGCAGAUGAGUGAUUAAUACUAAUGUAAAGAAAUACUGCCACAGUGGACCAUGCCUACUUCUGGUCCAAAUCUCAGUACAUAAACUGAUAAACUAAUGCAAACACAAAUCUAUAGCAUACUACAAACCUUUGACAGACC